Cladophialophora psammophila CBS 110553 is the source of this 849-nucleotide messenger RNA. RefSeq lists its product as uncharacterized. The transcript has a single exon. Lineage: Eukaryota; Fungi; Ascomycota; Eurotiomycetes; Chaetothyriales; Herpotrichiellaceae. Bases 1 to 849 code for a protein of 282 amino acids. The record is from RefSeq and is a predicted model, not a curated record.
AUGCCAAAGAGUAGCCAAUUCAUCAUCCAUGCCUCAGGCGAGACAACGCACUACAUCGCCGACGACUUCACCGAUCCCUGGCGAGCAGACCGGCAAACGAUCCUGCUUCAGGGCGGCUUUGCUCGCCAUGCUGCCUUCUUCUACCACUGGGUUCCCGCUCUUUCACGGCACUACAACGUGAUCCGGCGAGACUUGCGCGGCCACGGGUACUCUAGUGCGCCGUCUAUCUCCAAGAAACCAGACGCGUACACGCUAGACGCUAUUCUCGGUGAUAUCAUCGAUACCCUCGACCAGCUGGGGAUCGAGAAGGUGCAUUUCUUCGGAGAGAGCACCAGUGGAAUGUUAGGGGAGAUGCUGGCCGCAAAGCACCCGAAGCGUCUGCACAGUCUGACCAUUUGCUCUUCUCCCGCCUACCUGCCGGAGAGCACGCAGAAAUUCCUGGCGUUCGGAGAAGAAAGUUUCGCCGCAGCAUGUCGGAAACUCGGGUCUCGAGAAUGGGCGACCAGGCUGAAAUCCCAGCCGGGGACCAUGGCCCAUCCUGAUCCGGGAUAUCAUCGUUGGUGGCUUGAUCAGAUCUCAAUCAGUUCCGGUGAAGGACUGGCCAGCUACGCCGAGUUCCUGAGCACGCUUGACGCCCGACCGUGUCUCUCUCAAAUUCAGAUUCCGGUCCUCAUUCUCGCGCCUGCAAAUAGUGCUGCGACAAAGUUGGGGGAGCAGAGGGGAAUACAGCAGCAGAUCCAAGGUAGCAAAUUGGUGGUUGUUGGGGGGGCAGGCCACGAGAUAUACGUGGACAAAGCCGACCAAUGUAUCAGCGAAUUUCUGGAAUUCAUCCGGAAGCUCAAAGGAUAG